AUGUUUAAAAAGCAACCUAAGAGGCUAAAUCUUUAUAAGAAUGCCAUUGACCAGGCCUUACAGAGUCCAAAUGGACACCUGGACUUGUUCCUCCGUUUCCUCCUGGGACUUUCACUGCAGACCAAUCAGAGACUCCUACAAGUGGAGGAGAUCCAACAGUCUCUGAGUUCAGGAAGUCUCUCCACAGACAAACUGUCUCCUGCUCAGUGGUCAGCUCUGAUCUUCAUCUUACUGUCGUCAGGAAAAGAUCUGGAUGAGUUUGAUCUGAAGAAAUAUUCUGCUUCAGAGGAGGUUCUUCUGAGUCUGCUGCCAGUGGUUAAAGCCUCCAGCAAAGCUCUGGAGAGUCCAAACUGCAACCUGGAAACUCUCAUCUUGUCAGGCUGUCUGAUCUCAGAGGAAGGCUGUGCUUCUCUGGCCUCAGCUCUGACCUUUAAYCCCUCCCAUCUGAAAGAGUUGGACCUGAGCUACAAUCAUCCAGGAGACUCAGGAGUGAAGCUGCUGUCGGCUGGACUGAAAGAUCCAAACUGGAGACUGGAAACUCUCAGGGUGGAGCCUGCUGGAGUCCGAUGGUUGACACCAGGUCUGAGGAAGUAUUCCUGUCAACUCACCGUCGACACAAACACAGUGAACAGAAAUCUCAAACUGUCUGAAAGCAACAAGAAGGUGAUACAUGUGGAGGAGCUCCAGUCAUAUCCUGAUCAUCCAGACAGAUUUGAUUACAGGCAUCCUCAGCUGCUCUGUGGAACUGGUCUGACUGGUCGGUGUUACUGGGAGGUCGAGUGGAGAGGAGUUGUUUAUUUAUCAGUGAGUUAUAGAGGAAUCAAGAGGAGAGGAGGCAGCGAAGACUGUAUGUUUGGAGGAAAUGAUAAGUCCUGGAGUCUGAGAUGCUCUGAUCAUCAUGGCUACUCUGUGUGGCACAAUAACAUAAAAGCACCCGUAUCCUCCUCCUCCUCUGUCUCUAACAGAGUAUCAGUGUAUGUGGACUGUCCUGCUGGCAUUCUGUCCUUCUACAGUGUCUCCUCUGACUCUCUGAUCCACCUCCACACCUUCAACACCACAUUCACUGAACCUCUGAUUCCUGGAUUUAGAGUUUGGUUUUCUGGUUCCUCUGUGUCUCUGUGCUGAGUUGAGUCUCCUCCUCUCAGAGAAACUUUCACUUUUUAAUGGAUAGUUCAUGUCUGUGUAUUUUACUCAGAAACACAUUUUUAGGUUCAUGAAUUCAAUCUGUUUCUUGAAGGAUUUUUAUGAAAUGUCUUCCUCUUCCAGUCCUAAAUUUGGAUUAUUCCAGAAUCCACAUAAUUUUUGUCCAAAUCCAGUAAACAUUUCACACAGAUUAUCAGAAUGUUGAUGAUCUCUUGGUUUUAUCCAUUCAUUCAUGAGUUGCAUUUUAUUUAAAUGUUAUGUUAUCUGUUUAUUCUUUUCUAA
Messenger RNA from Poecilia reticulata (guppy), 1425 nucleotides. The record is from RefSeq and is a predicted model, not a curated record. NCBI's taxonomy places the organism in Eukaryota, Metazoa, Chordata, Actinopteri, Cyprinodontiformes, Poeciliidae.